Molecule: messenger RNA, 1758 nt
Organism: Corticium candelabrum
Lineage: Eukaryota; Metazoa; Porifera; Homoscleromorpha; Homosclerophorida; Plakinidae
Product: afadin- and alpha-actinin-binding protein B-like
Exons: 13
Coding region: 38-1435 (465 amino acids)
Biological process (GO): intraciliary transport involved in cilium assembly
Cellular component (GO): ciliary basal body; centriolar satellite
Source: RefSeq, a predicted model, not a curated record
AUGGUGCCGCUAACGGUCUAGUAGGUGGUGGUUGUUUAUGGCUGAAGAUAUUCUUUUGCAAUACACUGCCGCUGCGACUGAAUAUACAAAAUCGACUGACCGUGGCCCCGAUUCACCGUCUCUUAUGUCAGAGGUGCUGUGCAACGAUGCUAGUCUAGAGAAUUGGACGCAAUACUUGAACAGUGAGCUGACAACGCUCGGUUUUCCAUCGAUUCUGAAACAAUCGGAAUCAAUGGAGGCGGAGCGAGGUGCUUCUGUCAAUGUAGACUUGCUUCAGCUGGUUAGCUGUACAUACAAGUUGCUGCGACAGCAGCGUUCUGAUAUGAGAAUACGCGAGGAGGUUGAAGACCAACUUCAACGGUGUCAGUCUGAUAAAGAACACCUUUCUGCUGCUCGAGAUCGACUGAAGAAUGAUGUGACUGCUUUAGAACGAGAAUUGGACACUGUUGUUCAAAGAAGUCGUCAUGUCGAGGAUCGACUUCGCACAGUGGAAUCGAAGUUGCAAAGUGAGAAGGAUGAGUUGAAGAAGAUUCGAUCUGUGAUGGCACAAAGGUCAGCACAGUUCAGUCAUGAUACGAGAAAGCGGGAGCGAGAAAGCACCAAACUAAAGGACAAAUUGCAUCAAGCACUGAGCGACAGAUCUCAAGAACGAAGGUUUGGUAUGGAUAUGCUCAAUGCAUUGCACAGAGAUGGAAAACGAAGAAUGUGGAAAACUGCAUCUAAGCAUGAGGAAGAUAUGUACAAGGUGAUUAUAUCAAAUUUGGAAGAGAGGCAAAAGGAGUUGGUUGAGGAGAACACUAGUCUUAAGGACUUACUGGUCAGCAUGCAAAGUGAGCUCAUCUUGGUCUUGAAUGGCAACACAUUGCAGCAGGAGGAAUUAGAGUCUGUUGAUGAGCUAAUGGAAGCUAAUGUGCCACCUAGUCAAUUUCAAAUGCCAUAUGAACUGGUAAGGGAAGGCAUUGAAGCAAGUUUAAAGCAGAAAUUAUAUCUGCUACGGGAGCGUGUCUCACAGCUGCAGGAAAUGAAAGCUUCUCAGCUCAAUAAAUGCUUGGGCUCUGCAUUAGAAGAUGAAAAUUUAUGCAAGAAAGUGGAUGACUAUAGCCUUAACAAGCAGCAGGCGGAAUCGAUGCAGCUGCAAAGUCAUGAAAGUGUAAAGUAUUCUUCAUCAGAACAUCAACUAUCUGAUGUCGAGAGAACAAAUAUUGUGGCAGGCAAGAGCUCAGCUAGUUCUGGCUUGCAGAAAGUUUCUACAAAUUUUUCUACAUUAGCGUUAGCAGAAAGCACAGAUGUAGCGCAAACUUUGCAAACUGAUCAGUCGUUGGAACUACAAAGAAGAGAGAAUUUUUCUAUUUGCCAGAACUCGAUUGAAGACUUAAAAGCAAUAGUGACUGAGAACACAGUGUGUCAAAAGUCUUUAGAGAAGCAAGCAGAUUGAACAAUCACGAGCAGAGAAAUGCUUAUGAGUAGUUAUGUGUGUUAUUGUGUAAGUGCUCAUUGCAUUAGUUAUUGAGACAAGUUUGUGUUUGUGCUAGACACUUUGCAAUUGAUACUAUGGAGGCAUAUUGAAACAUUUGUGGAGAAUUUUGUGCAUGUGCAGCUCAAUGUCUUUUCAUAGAAGUAUGUGUUGUCAUUAUUGUUGUUGUUUGUGUGAAGUUGUUAAUUACACUAGUCACGAUUAUUUAUACUGUAUUGAAUUGCACUGCAGGGUUUAUGUUUGCCACACUAUCGUGGCAGUGUAGUAUAACUUUGAAGGUACAC